CGUGCCGUAGACUCGAGUUGUCCGUCGUCGUCGUCGUGCCGUUCUAGUGCUGUUAAUGUUGUUGUUGUUGUUGUUAUUGUUGUUGUUGUUGCUCGACACCGACAGUUGUCGGUCGGCGUUGAAAGCGGUUACCGCUGCGGAUUCAGUUGUUGCGCGACCGGCGCCGCGCGUGCCGUGAUUGAUGUGCGUCGCGACGUCGACGAAGACGAUGGACGGCGCCAAGCGCAGUCCGCGCUUCCGGUCCGUCGACUGCCUGCUUCCUGUUGGCGGAUGCUGGGAUGCGCCGACACCGCGAGAUGAUGCGGACCGGAAGCCGAAGACGAAAGCCACGCCGAUCCGACGUGCCACAAUCGGACAGUUUCCUUGGAGGAGACGCGGCACCGAAAGUCUCAGCUCUUCUCCCGGUUUGCGCAGGAGGACACCGACGGAGACAUCGCAGACGGCCCCUGUUACGCCCUUGCACGAUAGCAACCGCCGGAGGUCGCCGGUAGAUGGAGUCGCUCGUCGGGUCAAGGCCACGUCUACGCCUCUCCUAUUGGAUCCGGCAGCAGCCGAAAACAGGAAAUGGAAGAUCGAGGGCAACGAGAAUCAAAACGCUUCGAAGGAAAAUCGAAAAAGCAUCGCAG
This is a messenger RNA of Nicrophorus vespilloides, 626 nucleotides long. RefSeq lists its product as uncharacterized. The transcript is spliced from 4 exons. The annotation marks the transcript as partial. Lineage: Eukaryota; Metazoa; Arthropoda; Insecta; Coleoptera; Silphidae. The record is from RefSeq and is a predicted model, not a curated record.